Molecule: messenger RNA, 4346 nt
Organism: Sorex araneus (European shrew)
Lineage: Eukaryota; Metazoa; Chordata; Mammalia; Eulipotyphla; Soricidae
Gene: ZNF248
Product: zinc finger protein 248
Exons: 6
Coding region: 293-2017 (574 amino acids)
Biological process (GO): regulation of transcription by RNA polymerase II
Cellular component (GO): nucleus
Molecular function (GO): DNA-binding transcription factor activity, RNA polymerase II-specific; RNA polymerase II cis-regulatory region sequence-specific DNA binding
Source: RefSeq, a predicted model, not a curated record
GUCCUUACGCGGCCUCCCUCCCCUCGUGGGAAACGGCCCGUGGCCUGGGGAUCCACGCGGCGAGAAGGCGGCGAGCGAGCCCGGGAGGGGAGGACCGAGGGCCCCGGGGCCCCCGCGUGGCUGGGGCGAUCUGGCGGAGGUGAUGGUGCCUCCCGGGGCGCCGUGGACUGCAAGGCGUCCGCGGUGCAGACGGAGCUGUGUGUAGUAUCCUGAAGCCAUCGAAGCCUGUGUGACGGUGGAAGGCCUGGGACAAAUUUAAGAAGAGCGAGCGCUGCCUUCUUCAGAGUGAAAAAUGAAUGAAUUACAGGAACAAGUGUCUUUCAAAGAUGUAUGUGUGCAGUUCACUCAGGAAGAGUGGUAUCUGCUGGAUCCUGCCCAGAAGAUACUUUACAGAGAUGUGGUCCUGGAAAAUUACAGCCACCUUGUUUCAAUAGGUUAUUGCAUUACUAAGCCAGAAUUGAUCUUCAAGAUUGAGCAAGGAGAAGAGCCCUGGAUAUUUGAGGAUGGAUUCCCAAGCCAGUGCUACCCAGAAGAUUGGAAAGUUGAUGACCUGAUGAAGAACAGCCAGGAAAAUCAAGAUGAACAUUUUUGGCAGCUUCCUUUUACCACAAAUAAAACAUUAAGUGUGGAUAGUGGUAAUCGAGUAAAGAAAACUCUCAGUCUAGGCAAAGACUAUAUUAUUUCAAGAAAUUUUCCAUACAAGAUAUGUGACUCAUGUGAAAUGAGUCUGAAAAAUAUUUCAGGAUUAGUUAUUAGUAGAAAAAACUAUUCUAGAAAGAAAGCUGGUGAACUGAAUGUGUAUGAGAAUUUGCUUCUUGAUAUUAGGCAUGAGAAAACCAAUGGAGGGAGAUCUUAUAAAUACAUUCAAAAAAGGAAUUUUCUCAGUCAUAGCCAGGAUCUCAUCCAGCCCAUUUUUGACCAGCCUUUUGAAAAUGGACAAGACUUCCAUGAUGAAACAGCCUUUUUCACAAAUAAGGGUGCUCAGAUGGGAGAGAUACCCUUUAAGUAUAAUGAAUGUGGAAGAACCUUCGUCCAAAGUUUAAAACUCAAUUUGUCUCAGAGAGCCAGUUUGGAAUUGAAGCCAUAUGAAUGCAGCAUUUGUGGGAAGUCCUUGUAUUUGAAUUUAAGAUUGGGACAUCAUAGAGUUCUCCCAGGGGACAAUCCUUAUGACUAUAAUGGAUAUGGGCAAAUGUUCUGUGACAGUUCAACUUUUGUAGUCCGUCAGGGAGCUUAUACGAGAAAGAAUCCCCGUGAAUAUAAAGUCAGUCACAAAACCUGGGAAAAACCAGCCCUCUUUAAACAUGAAAUAGUACACCUGGGGGAAAAGCCUUAUGAGUAUAAUGAAAACGGAAAUUCUUUCAACAAGAAAUCACAGCUCACCCAACUCCGGAGAGUUCACUCAGGUGAAAAAACGUUCGAAUGUGGUGAAUGUGGGAAAACGUUCUGGGAGAAGUCAAACCUCACUCAGCACCAGAGAACACACACGGGAGAGAAACCCUAUGAAUGUUCUGAAUGUGGGAAAUCCUUUUGUCAGAAACCACACCUCACCAACCAUCAGCGAACACACACGGGAGAAAAACCGUAUGAAUGUAAGCAAUGUGGAAAAACAUUCUGUGUGAAAUCAAACCUCACUGAACACCAGAGAACCCACACAGGGGAGAAGCCCUAUGAAUGCAAAGCAUGUGGAAAAUCCUUCUGUCACAGGUCAGCCUUAACUGUGCAUCAGAGAACACACACAGGAGAGAAACCUUUUAUCUGUAAUGAAUGUGGGAAGUCCUUCUGUGUGAAAUCGAACCUUAUUGUACAUCAAAGAACUCAUACAGGGGAGAAACCGUACAAGUGUAAUGAGUGUGGGAAAACCUUCUGUGAGAAAUCAGCUCUUACUAAGCAUCAGCGGACUCACACAGGGGAGAAACCCUACGAGUGUAAUGGAUGUGGGAAAACCUUUAGUCAGAGGUCAGUUCUCACCAAACAUCAGAGAAUUCAUACAAGGGUGAAAGUUCUUUCAAACUCCUGAAUGUUCAGAGGCCUUCAUCUUCCUUUCAUAUUACUCAUCGAGUUUCAAAACUAAGGUGAAUGAAACUGAAAGAAUGCCGCAACUCACUAGAAACUGCUCUCAUUGUGUUUCGUUAAUAGUAUAUAAGAUAAUGUUAAUGUUUUGAAUUUAUGAAAGCUUUCAAGAAAAAAACAUUUUAGCCAAAACUAUGUAAUGAGGGGAAUGUGUUUAUCCAAAUAACAUGGUAAAGAUCUUUCUCUAGAACUUAUGCUAAAUGGUAUCAUAUUCCAGAAUGAUAGUGAAUCUUUACCUUAAGUAUAAUAGAUGAUAUGCAUUUAUACCCAUAUUCACAGUGAGGUCUGCAGCUUUAAAAGGGUUGAAUGACAACAUCAUUAAACAUACAUGUGAAGAGUGAGUAUGCUACUAUAACAAAAAUUGGGGGAUGCUUGAAUUGUGUAUUGUAACCCAAUGUGUUAGUGAAGAGAAAAUGUAGUCCUUAGUUGUAUACUAAUUAAGUUUUCUAUUAAUAUUUUCCAUACUAAAUACCACCAGUAUCUCUCUUGGUUGACAUACAUGUACAUAUGUUUGUGUAAAUAUAUUUAUAUAUACCUUAUAUAUACCCAUACACCUAGUGAUGUGCUUUAUUAAGGUAAAAUUGACUUGCAAGUACUACCGACAGUUAAAUUUUCAAGAUAUUUGUGAGUCAGUUGUUAAAUAUAGUCAUAAAAAUCUUAGAUCACUUAAACUUACUAUUUAAAUAUAUUUAACAGAAAUGUAAUAAAUAUUCACUUUCAAAAUAUUUUACAUUUUAUUGUUAUGGAUUCUUAUAUUCCUUUGGAUACUUUGCUUGCUUUGGCUUACAUUAUUGAAUAUGCAUGGUGAAGUUACAUCUUCCAACUCUGCAUUCAGUACCAUCAUUUUGGGAGCUUGGCUUUAAAAGUGGGAAUAUUUAUGUCAUGGAAAUUACCAAACUCUAGAAAUCAGAGUUUUUAAUUUUCUCAGCUGGAAAAUUGACAAUUAUCAUUAUACAACUGUGCAUAUAUAAAACUGUUUUGAAAUUUUAAAGCAUGAAACACAUAGGCCUUCUAUUUUCUGACAUGAAUAAAUGUCUAUGGUGAUUAUUGCUGAACUGCCUCUUCAAUUAAAAAGCCAGAGUAAGUUUUACGAGGUUUCUAACUACCUCUGCAUAAAUUCCAUUCUGAAUGCUACCACAGUCUCCUUAUAGUUUGGCCAUGUUAUGUUAUUUUUGAUCUACUCUUAACUUUGCUGGCAUAAAUGAAUAAAUAUGGUCUUUAUUGCUGAGCUACUACUUUAACUGAAAGGGCAAACUCUUUCUGAAUUCUUUUUGAAGCUGCUUCUGAGUCAUUCAGGAAUAUGAAUGCUGUUAAUAGCAAUGGUAUUUACAAAAAUGUUGCGAAGGUUCAUGUUUAUUAUAUAGUGCUAAUUAUAGUGCUCUAUAAUAAAUACUGCGCUUAAAAGGUGGCAGUAUGUAAAAGAAUACCUCUUUAAUACUCUUGUCAUUUCGUUGCUGUUUUUAUUUAGCUGUGUUGUGUAACCUGAGUUGUGUGAAACCCAAGAACUAUGUAUUUGUAUUUAUAUAUGUAUUAAUAUAAUAGAAAGUCAUACUUUGUCUCUUUUGUGCUACUCUUUCCUCUACCUUUUUUUUUUUUUUGAAAAGCCUGGACUCAGGUCAUUGAGCUGCAUAACUCUGUUUGGCCUGGUUCUCUACUAUACAUUACUACUUAGGUAUUAGCGGUUCGUUUAUCCUUGGGGCGGUUACUUAGAGCUGAAGGUAUUCUCCCCUCAAUACAGACAACUACUCUUCCAAGUUUUAAUGACCUAGAGAAUAAUUUUGGGGGAAGAAUGAUUUCUUUCGGGAAGUUCAUAUUAGGAAUAGCUGUUGUAUCAGCCGUGUGGUUGUCGUGAAAAUACUUAGGCUCCCACUAAGAGCAUUCUGAUGACAGACUUAGUGCAGUGGUGUGGGCCAGAAACAAGAGAUCUGAAGUACCCAGACCUAGUGUCAGCUAGAAGCUAUAACCUUUCAAAGUCCUAAAGGGGCAAAGGAUGGAAACAAGCAUUACAGAACCCAGCGAGACUGUGCUGAGGAAGGAGGGGCCACCGUGUAAGAGAUAUGGUGUCUCCCAGAAUCGUGGAAAUUGCUGGUGCCUCCCUUUGGAGAACCCAACCAGAUGCCAUCAGCUGGUGAGCCUGAGCGGUCACAGAAAACGGAAAGAUCUGGGUGGAGGCAAUGGAGAAUAAGUAGCACAGUUUUGGUUUUUUAUUUUUUAAAAUUUCUGUAAAUUCCUAUGUGAAAGCUCAAUGUUAGAAAUAAAGUUAUUCUGCUAGACAA